AGGUCGAUUUGAAGAUGGCAGAGUCAUUGAUUUGUAACAGCACGCAAAGCAGGGUGAGUUCUGUGCUGAACAGAGAUGUAAAGCAGUUCGGAAAGAAGUUCAUGUUUGAUUCCAACGAGGAGACGUGCUGGAAUUCAGACCAGGGAGAGUCGCAGUGGGUUUUGUUGGAGUUUCCACAGCAUGUGAAAGUGUCUGAGCUCAGGCUACAGUUCCAAGGAGGGUUUUCGGGUAAAUCUUGCAAAUUAGAAGGUUCUUCCAAAGAAGAGAAUCUCAGACAUAUUUUAGACUUCUAUCCGGAGGACAACAACUCUCUACAAAGUUUUCCCAUUCCGGAUACCCCUUUGGUGCAGAAGCUGAAAAUAGGGUUUAAAAACAGUACUGACUUUUUUGGAAGAAUAAUUGUUUACACAUUGGAUAUCCUGGGGGAAAAGGAUUUGUAAUGUUUUGAGAAAAGGACAGAGGAAGUAUGAAGAGGCGGGAAUGCCAACCAGCGUUUUCCCCUUCAAGUGUUUACCUCUGGACUUGGAAAUUUUUCUAACCUUCUCAGAGGACAAUAAUCACAUCUUAUUUCCUUUUUUUCUUGUUAUGUGCCUUUUUAGGUCAACACGUGAUAACUGCACGUUUGUAAAAGUGUUUUUUAAUAAAAAAAAAAUAGAAAAA
Messenger RNA from Danio aesculapii, 660 nucleotides. RefSeq names its product nuclear receptor 2C2-associated protein (gene nr2c2ap). NCBI's taxonomy places the organism in Eukaryota, Metazoa, Chordata, Actinopteri, Cypriniformes, Danionidae. The coding region runs from base 15 to 440 and encodes 141 amino acids. The transcript has 5 exons. The record is from RefSeq and is a predicted model, not a curated record.